GUUCUUCGUAUGUCCCGGCGGUAAGAUGGCUUCGCUGGUGGUUGGAUGCUCGGGUCGAUUCCUGCGAAAGACAGUCGAAUAUCCCGCGGCUGGCGGGCUGGUUGCGGACAGAUUUGGCUGUUGGAACUGCUUUCAAGGAGCAAAACGUUACUUAUUAACAGAAGAUGUUCUGCAGUUACAUAAAUUUCAAGAAAAGAAAUUGGAAAAUCAAUAUAAAAUAUAUGGACAAAAAGAUGAGUUUUUCAGAACUGUUGAAAAAAAAUUAGCAAAUGAUACCCUUAUCCUCAAAACCGAAUUAAUAAAUCUACUUUAUCUAUGUCAAUCCAAAAAUGAAAUAGAAUUAGUCAAAAGAACCAUAUACAGGUAUCACAAAGAGAACAGUAACAGAGCUUUUGGAGAGUUCAGAUUUGGACCCAUAUUUAUGAGGUUAUGUUAUGAACUAGACCUUGAAGCAGUUGCACUGGAACUCAUCAAAGACCAGACUCUAAAUGGCUUCUUUGGAGAUUACACAUCAUUCAAUAUAUUAAUGGACAUGUUAUUUGAAAAGGGCCAUUAUGAAGAUGCCCUGAAUGUGCUAUUAGAAAUGGACAGGGAAAAUGUCAGAUUCAGCCAAGACACCUACUUGCUUGCAUUUGCAAUAUGCUACAAACUGAACAGCCCAGCGUCUUGGGAAAUUGUUAAUACAUUACUUGAAGAUAAGCAUCUCUAUGGGCAUGAGCUUUCAAGAAGAACACAAUAUUUUAUAGUGGCACUUGGUCUAAAACAGAAUGAUUUUUUGAAGGCCCAGUACUAUUUUUCACAGUUGCAGCCUACAGAAAGUAUAAUAUAUGAUAAUCUAAAGAUUCUUCUUUUGGCUGCCUUUGGAAAUCUAAAUAUUCUUGUGCAAACACUGGAAAAAGCUUCGAAAUUCGAUACAUAUUUUGUGAGAAAACCUAACUUCUGUAAGGAUGUGAUAAUUGCUGCCAGGGAAAAACUAGAACUCGAUCCAGACCUCAUUAUUCAGUUUGAAGAAAUUGUUACCAAGUUAAAAGCCUCAGGACAGAUAAAUGAACUGACUCUGAAUGACCUGCUGUGUGAGGUCCCACAUCCCAAAGGAUACAAAAUGCAGCUGUUGAAAGAAUCAAAACGGAGUCAACGGACUUUACAGCCUCUCCAGUCUUUUCUGCUAACUGAUUGAGUGCACUUUCCCCAUCAGGAAUUCUGUCCUAGAAUACACAUGUCUUUCUUACAAGAUUUUCAUUUAGUGUGGGUUUUUUCGGAGGAAUACUGAUAAUCAUAAAUUACAUGAAUUGUUUUGCUGGUAUAUUGCCAAGUAAAUAAUGUAAAAACCUAACAUAACUUCAUAAUAGGCAUUUUGCAGAAACAGUUAAAAGAAUCUGCAGGGAAAAUUAGAGUUUGCCACGCUCAUGAAGGCUUUUCUUGAUUUCAUAUUACCAUGUUCAUUGGUUUUUAUUGGAGAGAAAGUGAUAUGGAGAAGAUUCCCUUGCUCUGUUCUUCUGAGGAAUUCACUAAAGGGAAGAACCUCUGUUAGAUAAUGUUACAUAGUGUUGGGCUAAAGAGAUGCAGGUUCAGGUCCACACUUAGCCUCAAAGUUCACUGGUCUUUUGGGGGCUAUUAACAUAUCACAUUCACCCAUGGUCACUUAAGCAUGAUUGUGUUAGUAACCAAAUUAACUAGAUUUAUUCAAUAUGCCAAAUUACAGAAGCUAGAUUUGUACAACUAUUAAGUCAAAGUCAAAUAAGGCCCAUUUGGAUUGAGUUCACCAAAGUGGUCUGCUUAAAUAUAAUUACUUUGUGAAUUAUUAUUAAGAUGUUUUUAUCCUACGUUUAUUUGUCUUUCUGUCUCAGUGGUGAACAUAUCUAAUACUCUUGUCUAUUAUUUUCCCCUUGAUAACCACCUUGUGAGGUAGAUGGGACUGAGAGAGAGUGCCUGGCUCACAGUUAUCCAUGUGUAAGAGAGGCUUACAAUUCAAUCUGCUGGUUUCUAGAGUAGCACCUUUACCACCACGGAUAGUCCUCAACUUACAAUCACAAUUGGGACCAAAAUUUACAUUAUAAAUUGAUAUGGUUGUAAAGUAAGUCAUUGCAUGACCGAAUCCAAUUUUAAAAUCAUUUUACCGCUCAUUAAGUUGCUGUUAAAUGAAUAAAUUGGGUGUUAAGCAAAUCUGCCUUCACCAAUUAACUUUGCU
Molecule: messenger RNA, 2188 nt
Organism: Protobothrops mucrosquamatus (brown spotted pit viper)
Lineage: Eukaryota; Metazoa; Chordata; Lepidosauria; Squamata; Viperidae
Gene: PTCD2
Product: pentatricopeptide repeat domain 2
Exons: 10
Coding region: 26-1177 (383 amino acids)
Biological process (GO): mitochondrion organization; multicellular organism development; regulation of mRNA processing
Cellular component (GO): mitochondrion
Molecular function (GO): protein binding; RNA binding
Source: RefSeq, a predicted model, not a curated record